Salarias fasciatus (jewelled blenny) is the source of this 1507-nucleotide messenger RNA. RefSeq names its product ornithine transcarbamylase (gene otc). Gene Ontology annotation, molecular function: amino acid binding; ornithine carbamoyltransferase activity. Gene Ontology annotation, cellular component: mitochondrion. Gene Ontology annotation, biological process: L-citrulline biosynthetic process. The transcript is spliced from 10 exons. Lineage: Eukaryota; Metazoa; Chordata; Actinopteri; Blenniiformes; Blenniidae. Bases 102 to 1151 code for a protein of 349 amino acids. The record is from RefSeq and is a predicted model, not a curated record.
GCAGCCUGCAGAGCUCCACAGACCGAAUGACAGCUGCUUCUCCCUUUCUGAUGAAAUCACCUCGCAGCGUUUCGCCCUGGUUGGAGUUCCUCUGAGCCGCCAUGUGCUCCAGGCUGUUUUCUUCCAGCCUUCUGAAGCGCUUGAAGCGCGGCCACGGGACGCAGGCGUUCAGCUCUGGAGCUGCUUCCUUUGCUCUGAAAGGUCGCAGCUGCCUGACGCUCAGAGACUUCAGCUCAGAGGAGAUCAAGAGGCUGCUGUGGGUGUCCGGAGACCUCAAGCAUCGGAUCAAGCAGGAAAACCAGUAUCUGCCUCUUCUUCAAGGGAAGUCCAUUGCUAUGAUAUUUGAGAAGAGGAGCACCAGAACCAGAAUGUCAACAGAGACAGGUUUCGCUCUGUUGGGCGGACACCCGUGUUUCCUCACCUCGCAGGACAUCCACCUGGGCGUCAACGAGAGCAGCAGAGACACGGCCAGGGUGCUGUCUGGACUCUGCGACAUCGUCUUGGCUCGGGUUUACAGCCACUCCACGCUGGAGGAGCUCUCCAAGGAGGCGUCCAUUCCGAUCAUCAACGGCCUCUCUGACCUCUAUCACCCCAUCCAGAUUCUGGCCGACUACCUCACCUUACAGGAACAUUUCGGGUCCCUGAGCGGACUGACAGUAGCCUGGAUCGGCGACGGGAACAACGUCCUCCACUCCUUCAUGAUGUCCGCAGCUAAACUGGGAAUUCACCUCAGGAUUGCUACACCUAAGGGCUACGAGCCAGAGAAAAGUGUCAUUCAAGAGGCUCGGAGGCUUUCCGACGAGCAUGGAACCCAGCUUCUCCUGACCUCUGACCCGAUGGAGGCGGCGCACGGCAGCAACGUGCUGGUCACUGACACCUGGGUCAGCAUGGGGCAGGAGGAGGAGAAGAAGAAGAGGCUGGACGACUUCAAAGGCUACCAGAUAACCAUGCAGACCGGCAGCGUGGCCAGGCCAGACUGGACCUUCCUGCACUGCCUUCCACGGAAGCAGGAGGAGGUGGACGACCAGGUCUUCUACUCAUCCCGCUCCCUCGUCUUCCCCGAAGCCGAGAACAGAAAGUGGACCAUCAUGGGUUUGGUGGUUUCUCUUCUGACCGACUACACGCCACAGAUCCCCAUGAUGAAGUUUUAACUGUCGGCCUUCCAGACUCGCCCUGCGGUGGGAUUUUGUGUCGGCUCUUAAAAAACUACUGAAAACUCUCCAGGUGUCGUCUCAUUGUGGAUGUGGUGCUUCAGCAAAACACUAUUUGCAUUCAGAGGGAUGAAACUUUUGAUAGCUUUAUUACCAGACCAUAUCACUGCUGCUCAUGUGUGAGACACAAGUCAUACUUGCUGCAAUUUACAUCAAGACAUCUCUGAAAAAUCUCAUUGAUUAGAAAAUUACACUUAUUCAUUGAAAGCAGCACAUGUAUCGGUCACAUGUUUGUUUCUGUUGUGCAGCUGAACAGCUCAAUGUUGUCAUGUGUGAGACACUAUUAAAAAAAAAAA